Ectocarpus siliculosus is the source of this 1416-nucleotide messenger RNA. Lineage: Eukaryota; Phaeophyceae; Ectocarpales; Ectocarpaceae. The record is from the annotation of a GenBank genome assembly.
AUGACGGCUAGCAGCUCACAAUCACGGAGACAUCGAGAGCGUUCGGCGCGCGAGCAGGACUGUGGGAGGCUGAAGAAUCAGGUGGUCGCCGACGGCACCAUCGCGAUCUCACCUCCAACGACAACCGAAGACGAGGCCCACGACCUCUACUAUCGCUCCCCUCGCCCUCGUAAAAAUAAGGGCCGGUCAACGACGGCGGACAGCCAGGAGGAUACUGCUCUCCUUGACCUAGCAGAGGUCGCGGUGAGCUGGUUACCCCCGCCCACUCCGCCCCCCCCAGAAGCACGACGCCGCCGCCGGCAGCGAGCGAGUAUGCCGCCACCUUCCGCUUCGUCUCCAUGCCCCAGUGAUUGCAACGUCGAGGGCAGCACUGGAACACCACCAUCACCACCACCACCCUGCCCUCGAAACGGUGGACCAGUCGGCGGCAAGAAGGACGGCUAUGGGGAAGAUUCCAACGAACACUCCUGGGCGUCCAAAGACAGCAGUCGCUGGGCUUAUGGCCGUUGCCAAAGCGUCGCGCGCAUUGAUGGGACGCCCCCAAAAGACGGGUGCCGCGGUGAGAUGCGACCGACUGGCGGCGCAACGGCGGCGACUGAGACCACCACCCCGGUCGAAGAGCACAAAGACACGGACGGGCGAAGAGGGGGGAGGGAGUCUUCGGGGGAACUGCAGGGCAACCGGAAUCUCGAGGAACGUGGUGGUUGGGCCGGUAGCGACGAGGGGUCGGCGGCCAGGCGCCGAGCGGAUGAAGUUCUAGCGAGGAUCUCUGCCCUCGAAGUCUACUUCGACCGGGUCGAAGAUCAAGUCGUGCGAACGGCGCCUGCGCCUGCAGCGGCUGAAGCCCAAGUACCCGGACGCGUGCCACUCAGCAAGGGAAGGAGUUCUGAUGCUGCGGCGUCCAACAGUUGUUCGAACCCGACACUCGGCGUGGGCAAUAGGGGAGGACAAGGAGAAAUCUUGCUGGCAGAAGUUGAAACCGCACAAACCGAGGGUCAAACCGGCGGUGAUUCUUCCAAGGCUCUCGCUCGCGGUGAUCGGCCAUCCUCCCCUCCUCCGCUGCCAAGGGAUUCGCAAACCCGAACCCGCAAAAAAAAAGACGAUGGCGAAGAAGAAGUACUAUCAAGCGAAGAAUAUGCCGUCGCUAACUCUGGCCUGCGGACUUUGGCACCACGGCGAUCAAACGACGCUGCUGCUGUUCCCCCGGCAAUGCUCGAGUUGAGCCCUUCAAAAGCGGGACGCGGGACACUUUCCCGGGGCUUCGAAGUAUGCGACGUCGGAAACGGCGCCGGCGUCAGCAGAGGCGGAAAUGGCGAAAGCAGUAGUGGCGGGACUAAUGAGCAACACAACAAGUUUUACUUCGAUGUGGGAAGGACGAUGGUGCUCGACACCUUCCAAAGAACAGCUGGCAGGUAG